GAUGUCCUCGGUGGAGGUUUGUAGCUAACUCAGCUCCAGUCUCUGAAACGACCUGACCCCAGUGUUGUUGAGGAUGUGUUGGUGAGCGUUGAGAACCACUGCUCAAAUUGAAGAAGAUUCUGUUCGGUGUAACAGAUGGAUACUUCGUGUCUGUAAACAAAAGGGCAAGCUGAAUUUGCGAGCAGCUAGUGGCGAUUUGAGAGGAUUCAGUUUAUGGGAUUUGGAAGCGACGCUGUUUUGUAUCAAUCCGACGGAGCCGAGGAAGGGGGGCGAAGGCUGAGGUAAAGGAACGUUUUGGUGGAACUCUCUGAACAUCCUUUCGUACUGAACUGCUCCAUCAAACAGAAAAAGCAUUUUUGGAAGGAUCUGUGCUCCUGCUGUGAGGGAUUGAGAAGAUCUGCCAAAGAUACUUGUGAUUUAUUUUACAUAGCAACUUGGAGGCAUCAUGAGCUCCAUAAAAUGUGUUCUUGUGGGUGAUGUAAAGGUGGGGAAAACAGCAUUGCUGGUGAGGUUUACAUCAGAGACUUUCCCAGAUAUGUACAAGCCCACAGUUUAUGACAAUACAGGAGUAGAUGUGUUUAUGGAUGGAAAACAGAUCAGCCUGGGACUCUGGGACACAUCAGGAAAUGAUUCAUUUCAAGGAAUUCGACCACUUUCUUACCAACAAGCUGACGUGGUGCUAAUUUGCUACUCUGUAGCAAACCCUAUGUCUUACUUGAAUGUUAAAAAUAAGUGGAUGCCAGAAGUCAGAAAUUUUUUGCCAAAAGUUCCAGUAUUGGUCGUUGCUACACAAAUAGACCAGCGUGACGCAGGCACUUUUCGCACCAUCACACCUGUUGAUGGGAAGAGGCUGACAAGAGAUAUUGGAGCAAGAGGUUACCUGGAGUGCUCAGCAAUUUCUAACAGAGGAGUACAAGAAGUUUUUGAAUGUGGAGUGAGGACAGCUGUCAGAUACUUAAAAAAACAAACCAGGAAGAAGAUCAUUGACCUCAAUAAAUGUGUGAUAGCCUGACUUCCAUUAGGCUGGUAUAAUUUGAAAUAACUGUAACUUUUCAAUUUGUCAACAAAUACUAAAGGUGCUGUCAUCUAAACGGCUUUCAACCUGACUGUGUUGACCAUACAAUAUGGGUACGAGUUGGCCUUGUCAACUGAUGCUACUGUAUCUAUAUCAGUCAUACUGAUUCAUUUCUACUGAAGUAAUGGAUCCCAGUCGGGAACGCUAACUGGAAAACUGAGGAGGACAAACUGAUUUCAGCAUUGACUGUCAUGAACUUUUAGGAGUUCAAAAUAUAGUGCUGUUUAACCAUUAUAGAAAGAUGGCUGACAUUCUUGUUUUUGUGUAUUUAAUUUGAAUUGAGUGCCACCAUCUUGCAAGUUAUUUUAAAAACGACAUAUGAAAUAAAACUGUAACUUUGCACUCGCUGGUAAAGUACAUCAAUCUCAGAGAUCCAAGUAGGAGUACAUCGCCAGUACUCACUUCUGAUGUCUAUAAUAUUUAAUAAUUUUAUACUUAUUUCCAUACUCAUUUCACUGAUCUCUGAUGAGAAGCAUGUAGAAGUAUUAUGCUA
Hemiscyllium ocellatum (epaulette shark) is the source of this 1568-nucleotide messenger RNA. It is a transcript of the gene rhoh, whose product is annotated as ras homolog family member H. The transcript is spliced from 2 exons. Gene Ontology annotation, biological process: small GTPase-mediated signal transduction. Bases 446 to 1012 code for a protein of 188 amino acids. NCBI's taxonomy places the organism in Eukaryota, Metazoa, Chordata, Chondrichthyes, Orectolobiformes, Hemiscylliidae. The record is from RefSeq and is a predicted model, not a curated record. Gene Ontology annotation, molecular function: GTP binding; GTPase activity.